Messenger RNA from Cottoperca gobio, 3097 nucleotides. It is a transcript of the gene postnb, whose product is annotated as periostin, osteoblast specific factor b. The record is from RefSeq and is a predicted model, not a curated record. Gene Ontology annotation, cellular component: extracellular matrix. Gene Ontology annotation, molecular function: cell adhesion molecule binding. The transcript has 22 exons. Bases 27 to 2543 code for a protein of 838 amino acids. Gene Ontology annotation, biological process: cell adhesion; extracellular matrix organization. NCBI's taxonomy places the organism in Eukaryota, Metazoa, Chordata, Actinopteri, Perciformes, Bovichtidae.
UGGAGGGGCUAGCUAAGAAAUCAAGGAUGAAGCUCCUUUUUGUAGCUGCCUAUGCACUCUUUGUGCUCUCCAUAUUUGACAAGGCUGACUCUUCAGCUUAUGACAAAAUAGUUGCCCACAGUCGCAUCAGGGCAAGAAAAGAAGGACCCAAUGUCUGCGCGCUCCAGCAAGCCAUGGGGACCAAGAAGAAGUACUUUAGCACUUGUCGUAAUUGGUACCGAGGGACUAUCUGUGGAAAGACAGCAACUGUGCUUUAUGAGUGCUGCCCAGGGUACAUGAAGCUGGAGGGCAUGCUUGGUUGCCCUGCAGUGGCCCCAAUCGAUAAUGUGUAUGGCACCUUGGGUCUGGUGAAGGCCACCUCAACCCAAAAAUACUCUGACAUCUCUAAGCUAAGGCCUGAGAUUGAGGGACCUGGAUCCUUUACCAUCUUUUCCCCCAGUAAUGAUGCCUGGGAUCUUUUGGAUGAAUCAAUGAAGAAUGCACUGGUCAGCAAUGUCAACAUUGAACUGUACAACGCUCUGCAUUAUCACAUGGCCAACCAACGCCUCUUGACCAAAGAUUUAAAGGAUGGAAUGACAGUCACUUCAAUGUACAGUGACCUUGGUCUCCAAAUUAACCAUUACUCCAAUGGGGUGGUGACUGUGAACUGCGCCAGGAUUAUCCAUGGCAACCAGAUAGCUACCAAUGGAGUUGUGCAUGUCAUUGACCGUGUCAUCAGCGCUGUGGGAAACACAAUCCAGGAUUUCAUCGAGGUUGACGAUGACCUGACAACUCUGAGUGAUGUGGCCCAAAACUCUGGAUUGCUGGAGAAGCUGGGUCAGCCAGGACAUUACACUCUCUUUGCCCCCACCAACGAAGCCUUUGAGAGUCUGGGCAGUGAAGUGUUGGAAAGACUUCAAGGCGACAAGAAGGUCAUCAAAGCUCUCCUCAAUUUCCACAUCCUGGACUCAGUCCAGUGCGCUGAGGCCAUCAUGUCUGGCACCUCUUAUGAGACCCUGGAGGGCAGCAGCAUUGAGAUCGGCUGUGAUGGCGAAAGUUUAACAGUCAACGGUAUCAAGAUGGUGCUCAAGAAGGACAUCGUCACCACCAAUGGUGUCAUCCACCUAAUUGACAAAGUGCUCAUGCCAGACUCAGCUAAGCAGGUGAUGGAACUGGUGGGAGAAUCCCAGUCAACCUUUGGUGACAUGGUGUCCGAGCUAGGCCUUUCUGCUUCCAUGAGAUCAGAUGCUGAGUACACUUUGCUGGCUCCCCUCAACGUUGCCUUCAAUGAUGAAGUGAUGUCCAUGGAUCAGAGUAUGCUCAGGUUUAUCCUGGAGAACCACAUCUUGAAGAAUAAGAUUGUCCUGGGACAGUUGUUUAAUGGUCAGCUGCUGGAGACAAUUGGAGGCAGAUUUCUGAGGGUCUUCAUCUAUCGCACAGCUGCGUGCAUUGAGAAUUCGUGUCUGGUGAGAGGCAGUAAAGAAGGAAGCAACGGGGCCCUUCACCUCAUGAGGACCUUUUUGAAACCGGCGGAAAAAAAUAUGUUUGAGAUUCUGACAGAAAAUGGAGGGUUCAAGAUCUUUUUGUCUCUGAUGGAAACUGCUGGCUUGACUGACCUGCUGAAACAGGAGGGAGCCUUUACUAUGUUCGCCCCAAGUGAUAAGGCUUUCGCUGACUUGAGCAACAGUGAUUUGUCCUUGUUGAAGAGUGACAUGAAUGCUCUCAGAACCAUCCUUUUGUAUCACAUCAAUAAUGGUAUCUUCAUUGGUGGUGGUUUGGAGCCUAGAGUGACAAACCUUCUCAAGUCUCUUCAGGGCAGCAACCUCAGAGUGAUGUCUGCAAACAACUCUAUGCUAGUGAACUCUGUCCAUGUCCCUGUAUCUGAUAUCAUGGCCACAAAUGGAGUCAUUCACUUCGUCAACCAACUCUUGUAUCCUGGAGAUAUCCCUGUUGGAAGCCAGGAUUUCCUCAUGCUAUUGAAGAGGCUCGUCAGUUACAUGCAGAUCAAGUUCAUUUCAGGAUUCAGAUAUCAGGAAAUCCCCCUUACAUUUAUGAAGAGGAUCAUCAACGUCCAGGAAGUUCCUGGUAUCACCAAGGUUACCAGAGUAAUUGAAGGUCAACCCGCCAUCACCAAGGUUACCAGAGUAAUUGAAGGUCAACCCGCCAUCACCAAGGUUACCAGAGUAAUUGAAGGUCAACCCGCCAUCACCAAGGUUACCAGAGUAAUUGAAGGUCAACCCGCCAUCACCAAGGUUACCAGGGUCAUUGAAGGUGAACCCUCCAUCACCAAGGUUACCAGGGUCAUUGAAGGUGAACCCUCCAUCACCAAGGUUACCAGAGUCAUUGAAGGUGAACCCUCCAUCACCAAGGUUACCAGAGUCAUUGAAGGCCCUCAGUACUCAGUCAGCUCCGGCACCACCAACAUCGCCCUGGAAGGAACUGACAUUUCAGGUCUUGCCAACAUUGGGGAUAGUGAAAGACUUGCCAGGAUUAUCCAAGGCAGUACAAGAAGAACCACUUCCCGAAGAGUUUUAGCUGGCAACAGGAGGAGAGUAAGAGAAUGAGCACGGACGGAUGAGAAUAUCGAUGUUGUAAAGGCAGAGAGAGACACCAAACCUAGAGAUUGAAAGUGUUGUUUUAAUACAGGGGAUACACACUUAAAAAGACAGUGAUUCCAAAUAUACUGUAGGAGGUAUAAUUGACAAAAAUAAAUCUAUUCUUACAAAUUAAUGGUGCUUUGAAUGUAUAUGUAUUUUGAGUGUACAAUGUCUAACAAAGAGUUCAGCAUAUGUAAACAGUGUUCAAAUUAACUUUUUGGCAUGACUUAGAGUUAGAACAUAAAACAUUUCAGUUCACUUCUCUAUGCCUUUGCUAUAAGUGUUUGGGAAGAUUUAUAAAUGUCAGCAUGAUUAAGAUUGAAAACGAAAGGAUGGUGAGUUUUCAGAUUUUAAUUGUUUAAUUGUUUUCCUUUCUGUGGCUGUAAGUUGUUUAAGGUUUCAAUGUUGUCUAUGCUUGUAUCAUUUGGAUCGAUGUAUCCAACUGCAGAAUAUUUUUAACAUCUUCCAAUAAAGUGCAUUCUUUUACAUAAAUAUGGCAAUUUGAAACGGGCAUCUGAAGA